Fusarium venenatum is the source of this 408-nucleotide messenger RNA. NCBI's taxonomy places the organism in Eukaryota, Fungi, Ascomycota, Sordariomycetes, Hypocreales, Nectriaceae. The record is from RefSeq and is a predicted model, not a curated record.
AUGCCCAGCUUCCUGAGCAUCUUGUUCGGCGGAUCCUGCGGUAUGCCAUGUCGAUUCGACUCUUCGCCCAAGCUCCUGAAACUCAGUGCUAACAGAGACAAAACCAGCGAAGAGUGGGAAAAGACUGGUUUCGCUUUGGCCAACUUCGACCGCUUAAAAAUAGGCGAGCCCUGGUGGGACUACAUCAGCCGUCAGGUUGGAGUAAAACCAUCCAACUGGUGCUUGCAGAGAUUUACAGAGAGUAUGCAAACUGUUGCCUUUGCUGCUGUCAAAACGGAAGAGCCACUGAUUACGGGGUAUGAUUGGUCUAGCCUUAGCGAGGGGACAGUCGUUGGUGCUGGAGGUUCUAGUGGCCACGACGCCGCGUGUCUCCCUAGGCCGUUCCUAAACCUACGAAUUAUUGUGUAG